AUGGCGAACAAAACAUGCUGGAUAGUGGUAUUAGCGCGCCACUACCCACAAUUCUCUGUUGGCGGGGACACGCAUGCGUACUUUAUUUUGUUCAGCUGUAACUCGAAAAUGGCGUCAGCCAAAUCGCUGGAGGAAAUGCUGACCACAGAUGUGGAUGAGUCAGUAGUAAGCGAAUUAGUAGGGUCUUUAGAGUCACAACUCUCAUCAUCUGGAAUUCACGCUCCCAAUCAAGAACUCAGCGUCAGUUCAGCAACUACGAAUCACGUCAAUAGUGUGCCAGUUUCGGACGGUCUCCAGCGUCUGCAGCACGAUGGACAAAAACACGGUGUGGCUGCAGCGCUUGCGAAUUCAUGCCCGAGCAUCGUGGUGUCGAACUUUGGAAAGACGAUUGCGACCACGUCUCAUAUUGUUGGCGUCAGUAGUUGCGCGUCUUCUCCGGCCAGUUCAACGAACACAGUGAUGGUGACUUUGCCUGGCGCUCUCCCAGCGAGUGGCUACAUAAACCAAGUUACUGGCACGACGCAGCAGGCUUUGCUGAACACAUCGCUCGUGCGCCCGAUCAGCAACUCGGACAUAAAGAUUGUGUAUUCGCCGCAGGGCCACUUUAACGCGGCCAAUCUGGCUGCCGUCAAUAACGCCGUUAUUCAGCAACGGGGCAAUGUGAAAAUACAGGGUGUUCCGAACGGAAGCACUGCUAUCCGAUCCAGCCCGCAUACGCCCGCCACAACCCCUGGCCUCAGUGCCAUUCAUAAUCUGGCGAAUGUGGCUUCGCAGCAAACGCCUCUCAUCAUCAGUCAACCCACCAAACCACGCAUCGUGGUCGACCCGAAGGAUCCGAAGGCCGCAUUCAAGCCGCAGAUUCUCAUCAAGCAGGAGCCGCCGACCGCCGCCUCGGUGGGCCAAGAGUUCCUGCGCUGCUCGUCGCCCGCUGCGGGCGUCAUUCAGGCGUCGAAGGCCGGUCCGCAGCCCGUUAGCGUUGUCACGCAGGUUGUGUCCAGUCCCAGCAUCCUACCACCGGGCGUGCAGAUCGUCAACGUGAACCCUGGCCGGCCCGGAGCGCCAGGCGUCGUCGGCCAGAAGACGCUGGCGCCCCGGGUCGUCAUUGGCAGCCCUGUGCGGUUGGCUCCGCAGAUGCUAGCUGCCCGGCCAGGAGCUCCGUCCGUUCAGGUAAGUCGUCUUGCCCGUGUUCGCUCGCCUUACAUAUCGAUGAUCGCGCACUCUCUUCAGUCCCGCCGUUUCCACAUGAUGGGCCCCC
Molecule: messenger RNA, 1255 nt
Organism: Rhipicephalus microplus (southern cattle tick)
Lineage: Eukaryota; Metazoa; Arthropoda; Arachnida; Ixodida; Ixodidae
Source: RefSeq, a predicted model, not a curated record